AUGGCCGCCGCGGAGGAUCGGGCUGUUGAGCGCGUCUCUCCACCUGCUCCCUCGCUCCAAUCUGCCGGACCUUCUUCCAACUCCAUCGUCAAUGGUCGUGUCCGUUUCUCUGUCCAUCGAGCCCUCGGCGGAGGCGCAGGUUCCACUCUCUCUCUCUCUCUCUAGCCGCGGUUGAACGAUUGACAUUCUGAGACUUGCAGUCUGGAUGCUGUUACUGACGGUUUCGUUGACGAAUGGGGACUCUGGUUGCAGUGGCCAACGUGAUACUGUGGAGGCGGAGGAAUGCGCCAGUAGUGCUCUUGACGGGGGCGAGUGCCACUUGGUUUCUCUUCGAGAUCGCUGGAUACAGCUUCCUCUCUCUCGCUGCUAAUGUCCUCCUCCUUCUCGUCUCCAUUCUCUUCCUUUGGGCCAGAUCUGCGUCACUUCUCAACAGGUUAUCGUUCGUCCUAUACCCCGCUUUCCUUUCGCUGUAGUUUUCUCAUCUGGUUUUGUUUUGAGUCGUCCAUUUUUACACGCGAUUUCUCGUCCUUUCUCUGCUUGUCUACAGGCCUCUUCCCCCCGUUCCCAAUCUGGAAAUCCCAGAUCGUGUUGCCGAGAAGAUUGCUGAUGAUGCCAGCACCUGGAUUAAUUAUAUCCUGGCUGUUGCACGGGAGAUAGCCCUUGAGGGUGAUCGGAAACUCUUUCUAGAGGUAGCUACUGUUGUAUAAUGUUUUUUUAUCUUUUAGAAAAUAGAAUUUCUCACUGUGCUGUAUUACCGUUCUUCUAUCUUCUUCUGUAAGGUCAUUGUGUUCUUGUGGAUUGCUUCAUAUAUUGGGAGUUUCUUCAGCUUCCUGACGUUCGUUUACCUUGGUAAGUUCCAAGAAAAAAAUUGCGUCGUUUUUUUGUGUUAUGCACCGUGGGAGAACUAACAUCCCAAUAGCUUUCUGUCAAUAUUUCUAACCUGGGAUAAGUCCUGUACACCGCAAAUGGACCUUAACAUUUUGACACCCCGCGACACUUAUUUCUUUUCGCUUGUUCCAGGGAUCAUUCUUUGCUUCACAAUUCCUGCUUUCUAUGACAAGUACCAAGAUCACAUUGAUGAGAAAGUGGGGUUAGCUCAUCAUUUUCUCUUGAAUCAAUAUGAAACUUUCCUUGUGAAGACGGGAAGAUCUGUAAGAAAGGAAAAGAAAACUGACUGA
Molecule: messenger RNA, 1178 nt
Organism: Spirodela intermedia
Lineage: Eukaryota; Viridiplantae; Streptophyta; Magnoliopsida; Alismatales; Araceae
Source: the annotation of a GenBank genome assembly